Molecule: messenger RNA, 4640 nt
Organism: Gopherus evgoodei (Goodes thornscrub tortoise)
Lineage: Eukaryota; Metazoa; Chordata; Testudines; Testudinidae
Exons: 2
Coding region: 2226-3821 (531 amino acids)
Cellular component (GO): cytoplasm
Source: RefSeq, a predicted model, not a curated record
CCAAGCUUUCGAGUUCCUGGAGCUGCUCUGCAUAAACCUGUUCCUCUCUCCUUGGAGAAAAGAAAUAAAGUCGCUGAAGGCAAAUAUAUAACAAACUAUCAGAAGGCAGAGGAUAAGGAAAAGCUAAACAAAGAGGAAGAUAAAUGCCACCCUGAGGGAAUGGAAACUUUUGAUGUGGGAAAAGAAAGUCUGAGGAAUAUGGAGCCUGGAGCAGAUUGACGUAAAAUGAAUACAGAGAGUAUCCUCUGCAAAACAGUUGCACAGGAGUUUGCUUGACCAGAGCGACUACUCCAGCUACAUAAUGCUGUGAUCUUUGAACAACCUUUCUAAAUACCUGUCACAAUUCUGAGUCACCACCUGAGCUCAUUGGAGCUCUUUAUUAUAUCUUUAGACUAGGUUCAGGGGAAAUGAGGGAAAUCUAGUGUCCUAACACCAAGGGAAGCUCCAGAAACAAGAGACGCACCAGGGAAGUGAGAGGGUGAAGGAAUAAGCCCCCUAACAGAGACGCACAUAUAUUCAUACGACUCUAUUAAAUGAGCCCAACAAUAGCAUUGUGAUUUGUAUUAACACAGCCCCAAUCAUGGACCAGGAGUCCACUGGGCCAGGCAGCAUGCAAAGGCAGAACAAAAAAACCCAGCCCCUUCCCCAAGCAGUUUACAAUGGGAGUAUAAGGCAGGAGACAGGCAGAUACAGGUAAUGGAAGGGAUUAUCAAUAAUGUUUACAUGUAAGGCUUUAAACUCAGAUUUUCAAAAGUAACUGCUGAUUUUGGGUGCCCAACUUGGCACACUUAAAAGAGGCCUGAUUUCCAGAAAGAGUUGAGCACCCUGUGAUGCUUUCCCAGGGCGGCCAGAACUGUAAGCUGCUGGGAUAUCCCUCUGCCUCAGCAAGGGAGCUUUGCUGGAGUUUAACUGUGUGUCAUCUCUCUGCCACAUCCGCCUGUCCACCUCACCAGCAAACACCUCAAGACUCUGCCAGUGUUAACCUUGCCUUGCAGAUAACAUUCAGUAAACCCCCUGCAAGUUCCUCUGCAGUACCCUACCCCUAUGACUGCAGAGUCUCUGAAAUUACCAAAGUUUGCUGCCUCCAAAGAGACAGUGCACACGCCAGCUUGUUAGUUUUGCUGAGGACCCAUGCUUUACUGUAACACACAGCUCUAAGAUGACUUUAUGGUAAAACCAAAACUGAGUUUAUUACUAAAGAACAGGUUUAAGCGAUAGUAAGCAGAGACAAUAUAAACUGAAAAUGGGUACAGAUAAACCAUAAAUAAAAUACACUUUCUUGUAUCUAAAACUUAACAGAUUACAAGCCUGGUAUGGGGCAAUUUCUCACUCGGUCAGUUCUCGUAUCCUCAAUCCACACGGCUGCAAAAUACACCUUUCACAGAUUCCAGAAGUGCUGGCCCUUUUGUCCCUUAAGUGAUGUCUUUUUCCCCUUCCUUAUAACUCUGAAAAACCUUUGAAACAUAUUUUUUUGAAAAGUAACCCCAUACAAAGUUCCCUGCUGCUUGUUCCACAGGGUGCAGAGCAUGUCCCUUUUUUGUCCUCUUGUUAAUUAGCUCUUUCUGGUGGGUUGAUUAUUUUGUUUACCUUAGAUGCAAAUAUACUUUCAUUGUCUGUAGCUUACAAAGUUAGACUCAGGCACAUGGGCAAAUCCAUAUUCCUUUGUAUAAGACAAGCCUGUUUUUCCACUCUACUCAGAUUGCUUGGUCUGAACAUAUUUUAGGCCAGAUCUACACUACAGACCUAAAUCAGUAUAAAUGCGUCACUCAAGGCUGUGAAAAAUCCACACCCCUGAGCAACACAGUUAUACUAAUCUAACACUCACCCACCCCCCAUGUAGACAGCGCUGCGUCAGCGCUGCGUCAACGGAAGAGCUUCAGUGUUCAAGGGGUUUCUAUUUUUUAAAUUGAAAAAGACUUUGCUCUUGAAUGGAACACAAGAAAAGGUGGUUGGUGUUUUUAUACUAUCCUAGUCUGGCCACGGCGAUCUUCUGCUGCUGCCACUGUCCUUUUCAAUUAAUGAGGUAACAGGCCUUAUCCUCAGCUGGUGGAAAUUGGCAUAGCUCCACUCAAGUUAUUGCACUUGAGCAAAGCAGUAAUUUUCAGGAGGCUGACAAUAAUGCUGGUAUAAAACCUCAAAAUUCAAAACUCAGUGACACCAGUUUGGGGAAAUAGGUGUUAAAAAUUAAAUAGUUAUGAACUUGUUUAAAAAGCCCCUUCCCCUGCAUGAUUUCCCUCAAUGCCCAUCUUAAUGUUUCUUUUUUUUUUUUUCCCCAGACGUUUACAGGUAAUUUUGUCUACUGUGUUCAAUCAGUGCUCCCAGAAAACGUAGUAAACACAAUACUGCAGAAAAUAGGUUACAUUGCAACAACAGCAACAGAGUAUUCACUUGUCAGAAAGAUAAAUGAGGAGGAAACAAAAGAGACUGCAUUUGAAAUAUUUCUUGCAAGAAUCGAGUGUGAAACCAUCCUUGAAAUGAUAAGCGAAGAACAACACAGUGAUUUGGGGGAUGUCUUACAGAAGAGAGCACAAAAGCACUGGUAUCAUGAAGAGAACAAGGACAGAGAGAGUCAACCCUUCCAGAGAGAGGACCCUGAAAAUCUGGAAAACAAAGAAAAUAAUGAGAUUUCUUCAUGCCUUGGUGCUGCUCAACAGAAGUCCUCAACAAAGAGUGAGAAAUCCUUUGAAACUGCUAGAAAUAGUAAGAUCAAAGAUGAAUCCCAUUUUAAGCCUGCUACUGAUAUGUCUCAGUUAGCAUCUACUCAAUCCACUAGCAGGCUUCAAGCACACCACAGGCACGUCAGUGAGUCAGCACACUCUCAUGGCAAAUGCUCAGAUAGCGACGACUUCUUGAACAAAUACAGUGACAUUGUCAUAGGACAAAAGCCCAUCUUUGGUGAGAAUUCUCCUCAGAAAGUGUUUGAAGAGAAGCUAAGAGGCAAUCAGAGUGAAGAAUGUGUUUUGGUGAUCUCAACGCCGUUGACAGCAAACGAAGCUGGCCCCAAACCACUCUCACCAGGUGCAAGUGGCCCACAAGCCUUUGCAAUAUUUACUGAUGAUACUCCUGAAAGCAGAAAUGCCCUUGAUAAAUACAGAGCCCAAGAAGUCCCUGAAGAAACCAUUGAAGCAAAAAUCAGUGAUGCCAUGAAUUGCAUAGGCAUCUCUAUAAAUCCCGCAGAUCAACCCCAGGAGCUGAAGCCCCUGUCUCAUAGCAAUACGGUUGUUACAGAAUGUAAUUUAACCAAAGACGACAAAGUUUGUGAAAUAGCUUUAUCUUUUAGCAAACUAAAAAUCCAGGACGCCAGUGAUGAAGAGCUUAUGUAUCCAGUAGAGGAAACUGCACAACUUGAGUGUAUAACAAAUGUAAAUAUAAGUGAUAAAGACAUCAGAGAAUGCAGUCUCUCCAAGAUGAAAUAUACAUAUCCAGCUAGGAUUCAGACAACAAAUAAAGCACCUUUCAGUGUUGGUCAGUCUUCCUCAAACCUACUUGGUAAUGCCACUGGGGCCCCCGAGUGUCCUACCACUGGCUCAGAUAACAAGAGACUAUUAACGCAUAUGCCUGGUACACAUGCAACUUCAGAGGGUUUCAGACACAUCAGAGAGCCACCUAAUCCCACUUACAUCCCUCCCAGAAGUAUUUAUGUUCCAUCUCCAGGCCCUAGUGCCACCAUUGUGAAUUGUAGGAAGACCCACUUACAGCCUGAAGGAGGCUCACCUGAGUCCUCUUCAUCUACAGACAAAGGAAAGUUUGAGACUUACACUUCAAAAGCGAAUGAAACUAACCAAGAGGACUAUGUAAUUAUCAGCAAGGAUGGUGAAUAAGGAAUGCCAGGCCCAUAUGAUUCUGCCAAUGUCCUUCACUGUUGUCAACAACAUAAAUGUAUUUCCAGGCUGGUCUUGGUCCUCCCUUGAGCAAAGAUUCAUCACACCAAAGCACCUGCUGCUUUUGGGUAGUGAAGAAAGGGUCCAUUAGUCUGCUCUGUUUGUCUUCAGUGAUCACACUGAUACUCAGGUGCUCAGACCUGAAUGGUCACCUGUCUUUAAUUUGUGUGUCUUAAAAAUGAGGAUAAAUUCACAAAUGUAUUUGAUAUGAUGUAUAAGUUAGACACCAGGACCUGCUGUAUUUGGCUUCUGACAGGUUUUUCAAAUACAUAUACUGCCGCUUUUUUUCUCUCUCUCUAACAAGUUAUUCUUGCAGCAAGGCAGCAAAUUUACCUCAAAGAAUGAAAUAAAGUCUAAAAUGUUGUGCAAUGGGAAAAAUAGAUAAAUGCUUCCAAAUUAAGGUUCACUGUUUAUAGUCUCUCCCAUGCCGCGUUAAAGUUACAUUUGAAGCUCAUCUCCAGUUCAUAACAUUUCAGUUAAGUUAACUUUUGAGCUACUGUUCCUUUUCUUUGUUCUCAGUCCUAAGAUUGAUUUACAAAGUUUGGUAAAAUUCUGUUUGGAUGUUCAGAGAAAAACAACAACAGAGGUAACACACACUCUGCUAAGACAUUUUCAGAUGUAUUUUUGCAUUAGAAUAAUCCUGUGGGUCUUCUAAAUAUACUUGAUUCUGUACAAUUAUAGGAUUUGAUACUUGCCUCUGUUUGCUACCACCAAAUAAUACCAAAAAAUUAAAAAAUAAAAUGUUUUGUCUUGGCCCCC